This is a messenger RNA of Nerophis ophidion (straightnose pipefish), 4385 nucleotides long. RefSeq names its product NIMA-related kinase 1 (gene nek1). Lineage: Eukaryota; Metazoa; Chordata; Actinopteri; Syngnathiformes; Syngnathidae. Gene Ontology annotation, molecular function: protein kinase activity; ATP binding. The coding region runs from base 189 to 4307 and encodes 1372 amino acids. Gene Ontology annotation, biological process: protein phosphorylation. The record is from RefSeq and is a predicted model, not a curated record. The transcript has 36 exons.
GCAGUUGUAUUGACCAAUUGGAAAAGGCCAAUGUUGACUACAGCCAAUCAGAAUGAGACGACUGACAGCCUGCGAGGUUGGUAGAGAAGUCAAGUAGUGCCGCGGUGUUCAUUUGGAAGAGCGGAUGUGAGUCAACAUCUCGACAGAAUAGCUGAUGAAGAACAUGAGCUGGACCUCAUUCUGCUAACAUGGACAAGUAUGAAAAGGUGAAGAAAAUUGGGGAAGGUUCGUUUGGAAAGGCGGCCCUGGUCAAAUCCAAAGAGGAUGGCCACCAGUAUGUCAUCAAAGAGAUCAGCAUAUCUGGGAUGUCCGAAAAAGAGAGGCGAGAAUCUCGUAAAGAAGUGGCGGUUCUCGCGAACAUGAGUCAUCCAAACAUUGUCCAGUACAGGGAGUCUUUUGAAGAAGGGGGCUGUUUGUAUAUUGUGAUGGACUAUUGUGAAGGCGGCGACCUCUUCAAAAAGAUCAACUCUCAGAGAGGAACGCUUUUCUCCGAAGAGCAAAUCAUGGAUUGGUUUGUGCAGAUCUGCUUGGCAAUAAAACACAUCCAUGACAGAAAAAUCCUUCACAGGGACAUCAAAUCACAGAACAUAUUUUUGACAAAAGAUGGGACCGUGCAACUGGGGGACUUUGGGAUCGCAAGGGUUCUGAACAGUACUGUAGAACUUGCAAGAACCUGCAUUGGAACCCCUUACUACCUUUCACCUGAGAUCUGUGAAAAUAAACCUUACAACAACAAAAGUGAUAUUUGGGCUCUAGGAUGUGUCCUUUAUGAAAUGUGCACCCUGAAACAUGCAUUUGAAGCUGGAAAUAUGAAGAACCUAGUUUUGAAGAUCAUCCGUGGCUCCUAUCCUCCCGUGUCCGUUCACUACUCCCAAGAACUGCGUUUCCUUUUGGCACAACUUUUUAAACACAACCCAAGAGAAAGGCCUUCAGUCAGCAGCAUACUGGACAAACCUUUCCUCUCUUGCCGGAUCCAAAGGUUCCUCACUCCACAGGUCAUUGCUCAGGAAUUUCAUCAGACGGUUAUUCUCAAGCACCAAAAAAUGGGUGCGCAUCAGGGCUCACCAGCUAAGCGUCCUGCCCAUGGUUCCAUACCAUCUUGCGCCGCCAAGAUUACCAAACCAGCUUGCAAAUACGGAGUGCCUUUGACCGGAAGAAAGGUGUCCGACGUAACCAAAAAAGUAGCAGACAGGAAACCUUCUGUUAAAUAUAAAGCGGUCCCUCUUCGAAGACUAGGCCAAGGCGAAGAAGAGAGGAGAAAACAGCAGGAGAAUAUCAAAAAAAGACAUAUUGAGCUGACGGAGAAGGAAAAGAAACAGAAAGAACAGAUGUUGCUAAUAAAAGCAGAACAAAUGAGGCGCUAUGAAAAGGAGAAGAUUAGUCGCAUAAACCACGCCAGAGAGCAAGGCUGGAAGAAUGUCUUAAUAUCAAGUGUUGGCAGCCCAGAGAGGAAGUUUUAUUUAGGUGGUGGAAAAAGGGCUGCCGGUGAUCCAGAGGCGGAAAGCUACCACAGUGCUCUUGACCAAAUGGCUAAACAAUCAGUCGACAAAGGCAUCUCCAAGGAAAGAUCGGGAGGACCGAGCGUUCCUAUUCGUAAAGUUCCAGCUGCUGCUGGCCCAGUGCUGUCUAACGGUCGUGCCCAACCCGUAAACUCUGAAGCGGUUAAAAGACAACUACAGAGGUUGCAGCACUUUUCAAAACAAAGCCAUGUCAGCAGGCAGCGGCACUUUCAUGUUGAGGAGUUUUUACAGCGUAAAAAAGAAGCAAUGCUUAACAAAGUCCGGGCUGAAGGACAGCUGGGGACUCGGCAAAACCUGGCAGCAAUCUAUGGAGGCCAAAUUGGUUCAGCUCGUUUCAUAAGACCCAAAGUCAACAAAGAGGAGGAGGAAUAUUUAACAAGACUCAAGCAAAUCCGCUUACAGAACUUCAAUGAGCGCCAGCAGAUUAAAGCUCGACUUAGAGGAGGAAAGUACGACAGCGACGGCUCAGACAGUCAGGAGUCGAGCGAUGAGGCUGAACUCAGGAGGAAGAAGAUAGCGGCUUUGAAAGCUCAAGCUAAUGUACGUGCUGCGGUACUCAAAGAGCAACUGGAGAAGAAACGGAGGGAGGCGCAUGAGAGAGAGAAGAAGGCGUGGGAUGAGCAUAUUGCAGCUCGGGAAGGGAAUGUUAGCAUGGCCGCAGGAGACAUGGCUUCUGCUGGAGCAGAUUCUACAACCCCUGAACCCUCCAUGCCCAGCGCGGCUGCCAAAGCUUCAGCCCUACCAGAGUCUGAACCCUCCAAUCCAGUUAUAUCAAUGACUACUGCUCUGAAGAAUGUCGGAGCUAUUACUCCAGUGAAAGAGCCUGCCACAGAGGCUGUUGAAGUCACUCAGAGUGAGAAGAACCAUAUCCUGAGCAGAGUUAAUUUGAAUCUCCAGAGCCCCGUGGAUGAAGUAGAGGAGUCAGCAACCAGCCCUGAAGAAAAAGGCCCUGCUCCCCAACACAACCGGCCUAAUGCCGAGAACCUCCUUACCAGUGAAGAUCUAAAGAAAAAUUGUGAUCCAGUAGAACUUUCUGUACUUCCUGCUGCUGUGCCAACCUUGAAGGACUUGUGCGUUAAUACAACCACAGCUGCGUCAGUGUCUCCAGAAGAUCGUCCACUUUCUGGUGGAGACAGGAAGAAGUGGGAGGCGGGAGCUCCAUUUGUCCUCCCUACCGCCCAGCAAACUCUAAAAGAGACAUGCUUGCCAACUAUUGAGCAAACAGUUGGUGAGGUAAUACGGCUGGCUGUACUGUCAGCAGAAGCUCAAAGGAAGGUAUGGAGUCCGGGUCCUGACUCGCAGAUACUAAAAGUACUUCAGGAGGCAGAAGUUCAGCCACUCACACAGCUGUUGGAGACCACCAGCAUCUGUGAAGAGGUCUCCUGUAGUCCUGAUAGGGAGAAGCAGACCUUAGACGUGGAGGUGGCGAGGACAUGUGAAAAGGACGUGAGCUCAGAGUGCAGGACAGCUGCCAUUCUUCAGAGCCCAGAGGUUCCAUUGGAAAGCGCUGCUGCAACGGAAGCUUCACAUCCAGAACACGCAAGUGCGAUGGAAGGACACACUGAGCCGCACAGUGAAGACAAGAUCCAGGAGCAAGCAGAUGUGGAAUCAAUGGUUUUGGAAGAAGCCCCUGAAGCACCACAGUCUUCAAUGCACCUGCAUCAUGCGUGGGAGGAGGAGGCUCCACAGCCAAUGCCACCAGAGAGCACUGCAAGCCAGGGAGAAGCACUUGCUGGGAAGUUGGACGGUGCAUCCCAGAACGAGGAGCCCUUGUUUAUUAGGUUGCGCUCUCCAGCUCACAGGCGAACAUCUGUGCUAGCCUUGCUCUCCGCUCAGUCUUCAGUAGAUGAAUCCUCCUCCUCUCUAGCGUCUCGCUCACGCUCCGUGUCGCCACUGCGCUCCAAGCAGCACAAUGCCCUGCUCAUUGGACUCUCUACUGGCAUGUUUGAUUCCAACAACCCCAAGAUGCUGCGGACGUGCUCCCUCCCAGACCUCAGUCAGGUCUUCAUCUCUCAGCGGGACUCUGCCAUGACCACCGAGGACCAUACUGCCCCGGACAACAUCGUGGAAAACGAGAACCGGGAUGAAGCCAAAGAUGAGGACCUUUCUGAGACCGAGGACGCUUACGAGGAUGAAGACCUCCGGGAUAUCCGGGCAUCCAUGGAGCGACUACUGCAGGAGGAGAGUGAACUGAUGAGGAACCCAGCACAGGAUGGAAGAGGGGACUUCAAUGGAAAGGCUGAAGAUGAAGACAUUUUCAACAGGAUGGCGGCAGAGCUCGAACAGGACAACAACAACAUGGCUGUAGGUGAUGAUGACAAUGAGGCGGACGCUGAUGAUGAUGAUGAUGAAGAGGAAGAUGAUGAGGGCGAGGAGGAUGAAGAUCGCUCCAACGGGAGUCCGGGUGAUGAGGAAGCAGGAGAGUUACUCAGCAGUGGUGUCGGGGAAGACCUCAAUAGCCAACUGAAUGAAGAAUGGCAUUCAGACAGCAGUGAAGAGGAGCAGGAGGGAGAGGCGGAGCUUUAUGACAGCAUCUUCAGUCGCUUGGAGGAGCAUCGCUUCAACUUGGAGCAGCAGAUGGGCUUUGAAAAGUUCAUUGAGGCCUACAAUAAAAUAAAGGCAAUACGGGAUGAUGAAGAUGAUAAUAUUGACCUGAGCUCCAGUUGGGCGUUUAGCAUCCUGGGGAAUGAGCACCAGCAUUUGUAUCCCAACAUCCUUCACCUGGUGAUGGCAGAUGGUGCCUACCAAGAAGGCAAUGAUAAGUGUUUAUCGCAGUGGAGCCACUGACAGCAACGACAAUCUGCUUCCUUUCUGACGUCUUCCUGGGACCCACAACAUUUCAAAAUAAAGCUUGCUUGAUAAAUA